This is a messenger RNA of Rasamsonia emersonii CBS 393.64, 1578 nucleotides long. Its product is annotated as Signal recognition particle protein SRP54. The transcript has 2 exons. Gene Ontology annotation, cellular component: signal recognition particle, endoplasmic reticulum targeting; cytosol. Gene Ontology annotation, molecular function: endoplasmic reticulum signal sequence receptor activity; GTPase activity; ATP hydrolysis activity. Bases 1 to 1578 code for a protein of 525 amino acids. Gene Ontology annotation, biological process: SRP-dependent cotranslational protein targeting to membrane; SRP-dependent cotranslational protein targeting to membrane, translocation. The record is from RefSeq and is a predicted model, not a curated record. NCBI's taxonomy places the organism in Eukaryota, Fungi, Ascomycota, Eurotiomycetes, Eurotiales, Trichocomaceae.
AUGGUUCUCCAAGAUCUGGGGCGGCGCAUCAACGCCGCCGUCAGUGAUCUGACCAGGUCAAAUAAUCUAGAUGAAAAGGCCUUCGACGAUAUGCUCAAAGAAAUCUGCGCCGCUCUGUUGUCCGCAGACGUCAAUGUCCGACUCGUACAGUCCCUCCGCAAGUCCAUCAAAGCUAGCGUCAACUUCUCGUCUCUGCCUCCCGCCGUCAAUAAGAAACGAUUGAUCCAAAAGGCUGUCUUCGAUCAGCUGGUUGCGCUCGUCGAUCCUAAGGCGGAACCGUUCCGACCCAAGAAGGGCAGGUCGAAUGUCAUCAUGUUCGUCGGCUUACAAGGUGCCGGAAAAACUACGACGUGUACCAAGCUAGCAAGACAUCACCAGAUGCGCGGCUUCAGGACGGCGCUGGUCUGUGCGGACACGUUCCGUGCCGGUGCGUUCGACCAGCUGAAGCAGAACGCGAUCAAGGCGAAAAUCCCGUACUACGGUAGCCUGACACAGACGGAUCCGGCCGUGGUGGCGGCGGAGGGCGUGGCACAGUUCAAGAAGGAGAAAUUCGACAUCAUCAUCGUGGACACGAGUGGUCGACACAAGCAGGAGGCGGAUCUGUUCGAGGAGAUGAAGCAGAUCCAGUCCGCGAUCAAGCCAGACCAGACCAUCCUGGUCCUAGAUAGCACCAUUGGCCAAGCGGCAGAAGCCCAAUCGGCGGCCUUCAAGGAAGCUGCAGACUUUGGAGCGAUCAUCAUCACGAAAACCGAUGGACACGCCGCUGGAGGUGGUGCCAUCUCCGCUGUGGCAGCAACCCACACGCCGAUCAUCUUCUUGGGAACCGGUGAGCACCUGAUGGAUCUGGAACGGUUUGAGCCCAAGGCAUUCAUCCAGAAGCUGCUGGGCAUGGGCGACAUGGCUGGACUGGUCGAGCACGUCCAGGCCGUCACCAAGGAUUCCGCCGCAGCCAAGGAGACGUACAAGCACAUCACCGCCGGUAUCUACACAUUGAGGGACUUCCGCGAGAACAUCACGUCCAUUAUGAAGAUGGGGCCUCUGUCCAAGCUCUCGGGCAUGAUUCCCGGACUGUCGAAUCUUACAGCAGGCCUGGACGACGAGGACGGCUCGAUGAAGCUCCGGCGGAUGAUCUACGUGUUCGACAGCAUGACGGCAGCGGAGCUGGACAGCGACGGAAAGAUCUUCGUGGAGCAGCCCAGCCGGAUCGUGCGCGUGGCCUGCGGCAGCGGGACGACGGUGCGGGAAGUCGAGGACCUUCUGUCGCAGCACCGUAUGAUGGCCGGGAUGGCGAAGAAGGUGGGCGAGCAGCGGAAGCAGAUGCAGCGGGCGCAGAGCAUGCUCAAGGGCGGAAACAAGGAGCAGCAGAUGGCGGCGAUGCAGAAGCGCAUGGCGUCGAUGGGAGGCGCCGGCCUGCCCGGCGGGCUAGGCAGCAUGGGCGACAUGGCGAAGAUGAUGCAGAUGCUACAGGGCAGCGGCCAAGGCGGAGGCGGAGGCCUGCCUGGGCUGGGAGGCAUGGAUCUGCAGAGCAUGAUGAGCCAGAUGAGCGGGCUGAUGGGUGGAGGAGGAAAGAGGCGAUGA